Messenger RNA from Perkinsus marinus ATCC 50983, 234 nucleotides. RefSeq lists its product as hypothetical. The transcript is spliced from 2 exons. The coding region runs from base 1 to 234 and encodes 77 amino acids. Lineage: Eukaryota; Perkinsozoa; Perkinsida; Perkinsidae. The record is from RefSeq and is a predicted model, not a curated record.
AUGGACAUGAUUCGGAAACAUAUCGGAGAUGUAGGCCAGAAGCUCUAUGAGCAUUUGGUGGCCGAGAUAGAGCAGAUCGACUGCAGGGCAAGAUGGGGCGAGUCUACCGCGGCCGAAGUGGUUGAUGCUGUGGUCGUCCCCGACCUUCAAGCCUGCUAUUCCCAGCUGGACGCUUUGAUCUCGACAACCAAGGAGAGACUGGAUGAACUGGAAAGAGAGCAGCACACUAGGUAA